UCACUUAUUCAUAGUCUGUGUUCUGUUGUGCUCUCGUGUUGUUUUGAUUUGAUUUCGAUUUUGGAUGGUGUUAAUUGUGUUAUCAAGGUGUUAUGCUACUAAUUUCACUAUUUUUGAAUGUAAAUACUAACGUAAACUUACAUCGUAAACAUACUUACCUAUUAUUUCAUUACAUGCAACCAAGUGAUACAAUGCAAACUUGCUGACACUAAAAAGUUUUUAUGGUACUGGUGAAAACCCAAUUAAAAAUGCAAAGUGACCAGGACACCGACUCGUCGACUGCCGGUGCUUCGCCGCGCAGCUUCUAUAUCGAGUCACCGCACAGCUCGCCGGGACAACAAGUGCCUUACUUAACUAAUUACAUGACAGUACUGUCCUGUGCAGAUAAUAACUUAAUGGAUACAGGAAGCAAUGGACCAUUCCUGAGCAUCACGGAGCAGCCAUGUGACCACUUCCGGUUCCGCUACAAGAGCGAGAUGGUUGGCACUCACGGCUGCAUUGUUGGCAAGACCAGCGCCAGUAACCGCACCAAGACAUACCCUUCUGUUGUUCUUCUCAACUACAAAGGCCGCGCCACCAUCAAGUGCAGCCUGGCGCAGCACAACAACCGCAAGCAGCACCCGCACCAGCUGGUCGAGGACGACCAGGAGCGCGACCUGAGCGCCGAGGUCAACCCCGAGAAGGGGUAUGAAGUUGGAUUUCGUGGCAUGGGCAUAAUACAUACAGCGAAGAAAGAUGUUCCGGCACUCCUAUACAAGAAAUUGAGUGAGCGACUGCCACAUUUCAAUGCCCGUGAGCUGAAAGCCCAGUGUGAGAACGAGGCGCGCAGUAUAAACCUCAACAUCGUGCGCCUCAAGUUCAGUGCGCACAAUGUCGACACGGACGAGGAGAUAUGCGCGCCGGUGUUCUCGGAACCUAUCCACAACAUGAAAAGCGCCGCGACGAACGACCUGAAGAUCUGCCGUAUGAGCCGCACGUCGGGGCGCCCGCGCGGCGGCGACGACGUCUACCUACUCACCGAGAAAGUUAACAAGAAGAACAUCGACAUUCGCUUCGUGCAACUGGAACGCGGCGAGGUGUGCUGGACCGGCAAGGCCAGGUUCCUCAUGAGCGACGUGCACCACCAGUACGCUAUUGUGAUCAGAACACCAGCAUACAAGAACCCCGAGAUUACGUCAGACGUAAAGGUUUACGUAGAACUAUUCCGCCCCUCCGAUGGCCGCUCCAGCGAACGCAUAGAGUUCACAUACAAGGCGGAAGAAGUCUACAAACAAAGCAAGAAACGGAAGGCCAACUCUUACUCGUCUAUCGGAAGUUCGUCUAGCGGUAAUUCAAUCAAAAGCGUCAGCGAUCUUCCAGCAACUGUUAUUAUGGCCAAUGAAAUGAACGCAGCUAACAACAACUUCAGCAAAAUCUCUUCAAUGUUGAGCCCAAACAAUAUCCCAGAAAUACCGGCACAAACGACAGUGGGUCUAUCAGACGCUCUCUACGACAUCACAGUGACAGAAGACCACCAAAUGCAUAUCAGUCCCAUGCUAUGCCAACCAGUAGAAGAGCCAUAUCCCCUCAAGCUUAAUUCGCAAGAUAUCAUACAAGUGAAUUUGAACUCUAAGGAUAUCGACCAACUGCUUAAAGUCAACAGUGUGCCUGAUACCGAUAAAGACUUUGCUGACUUCAAUUUUAGUGACUACUACAAGGCGCUCGAUAGCAACUUCUUAGGUGAUGGUGGUGGCGAUAGCUUCAGUCAGUGUAUCUUUAACUCUAUGCAACUGAGGCCUGACUCUGGCAGAAGCACGGCGCAAACGCAAGCGUCAAGUUCUAAAAGCAAUAUGGCCAUCUCGGAAUCAAGCAAGAAUGCUGACGCAGCGCCCGGCACCACUCCCAUGGAUAAAGGGGAUAAUUACGAGGCUUACUUCACGCAAAAAGACGGCAUGGAGGUUAAAAAGCUGGUGAAGGAGCUGUGCGACAUGAUCCGCAACAAGACAGUGUACAAGAAGCCCAUAGUGCGCGCGAAGCUCGAGCGCCUGUUCGAGUUGAGGCUGUCCAAUGGAGACACAUUCCUCCACAUGACGGUCCGUAACAGCAUCCUACCCAGCAUGCAGUACAUCGUGAAGCUCAUCCACUCUGUGAAGAUGGUGCAGUUGUUGAACGAGGGCAACCACCUGCGACAGACUGUACUUCAUCUGGCUGUGAUGCAUGAACUGACGCAGCAGAUACCUUAUCUUGUGGCUAAAGGUUGCAACCCGAUGUGUGAAGACAAGGAGGGCAACAACGCCAUCCACUACGCGGUCAAGUUGAACCGCUGUCUGAAGCCUCUGCUUGACGGGAUCCGGGUGGCUGAUGUGGAAUGCGAUAUCAAUGCCACCAAUAAAGAGAAACAAACGCCCCUACAUCUAGCCGCAACCAGUACGCACGCCAGUGUGAAGUUGCUCCUGAGUCACAAGGCUAGCUACAGCGCGAGGGACCUCAACGGACGCACGCCGCUACACUUAGCUGCAUACGAGCCUUGCCUACCCAUCAUGGAGGCACUGUUGGAGUAUAUACCGCCGAGUGACAUAGACGUGGUGGACGGGCAGGGCUACACGGCUCUGCAGAUCGUGUGUGGCAUGGAGUCUACGCCAGACACAGUCAAAAUAGUCGAGCUGUUACUGCAGAAAGGGGCUGACCCACUAAUAAGCGAAGAUCAUAAUGAGUCGGCAUGGAAGGAAGCAAAUAAGAAGCCUGAAGUUCGAGAGUUGAUGAAGAAGUACCUACCUUCUUACAAGUGUUGGGAGGAUGACGUCAAGUCAGAAGACGAAUUUGAAUCGGCGGAUGAAGGGGAGGAGUCAGGUCUAGAAGCCUUGUCAGCGUACCUCCCGGAGCUAGCGGACACGCUGGACCGGAGCGGCGGCUGGCGGGAGCUCGCGGCGCGGCUGCAGUGCGACUCCGCUAUGAGCUGGUUCGAGAAGACCAGCAGUCCCACCAGGACGCUCAUGCAUCAGGUUAAGGAAUGCCGAGAAGAUGUGACGUCGCUGUCGGUGGCCAAGAUUUUACGUGAUAUGGGCGAACUAGAAGCUGCUAAUGUGAUUUUGCGUUAUGUCGAUGUGUAGUAUGCUAGUAACUGUUACGUGUAUUAAUUAGGCGUCUAGUGAGAAUAAUGUAAGAGAAUGGGCCUUAUUC
Messenger RNA from Plutella xylostella (diamondback moth), 3159 nucleotides. The record is from RefSeq and is a predicted model, not a curated record. Lineage: Eukaryota; Metazoa; Arthropoda; Insecta; Lepidoptera; Plutellidae.